CUCAGCACCCGCCCCCAGAGCUCCCGCCGCUCCCCAAGGCCACACAACUGGCAGCUUAGGUUGUUGGACGGUUGUCAUAGGCACUGAAACGGAAGUGACGUAGAAUCCGCAUCUCCGGCGCCGAUUGGAGGCCGCAGCGCGGUAACGUUCAAUCCGGGACGGAUUCUGCAGCUUGUAGAGAUGGCCGGCCGACACCCUCGCUCUGCCAGCGGACGAUCUGGAGUAAAGAAAGCAGCGGGCGGCAGGAAGAAGUCCGGAGGGCACCAGGCCUGGGAUAGUUCGAUCCAUGAUCUCGGUGUUCAUCGUGCGACCCCCGAGGAGCUGGCGCAUCGUCAUGAGAUCCACAAAUCGAAGAACCAGAGCCUGGCCCAAUGGGAACUGAAAAAGAAGGAGUGGAGGAGGCAAAAUGGCGGCACUCCGGACCCCUUAGAGGACAGGCGGCUGGCUCUAAUGAUGGAGAUUCUGUCGGACCAGUACCAGAUGACGGACGUCCUGCAGCGCUCGGACAGGGCCAUGGCUGUAGUGAAGGAUCUCUUUGGGGACGCCCCCCGCAGGCACACCGGUUUCCCAAAUGUGACCAUGGCUCCAUCCUGUGACCUGGAAACCUCACGUGGCCCCAUAGCGCAAACGAAGGACCCCCGUACCCGCCUGUCCAUCCUCAGCGAGAGCAUCAUGGACUCUCAGGCUCUAAAUGAAGUGGAGGGGAUCCAGUCCGAGGACGACGAUGAUGAUGAUGAUGUAGACGUCUCCAUCAGCUUCCAGCCCGCCCUUCACACAGACAAGGUUCGCCGGAUAUUGAAUGAAGAAAGUUCUCGUCUCGCGUCUGAGGAGUGGUCCAGAGACAAAGUGCUGGGUGCGCAGAACCCGCUCGUAACACCCAAAGGAGCCGGUCACCCCCCGAAUGGCGGGAUUGCACUGAACGCCACCGCAGCUGUGAACAAGCUGAAGACUCGUCUUACUGAGGAGGAACAAGAGGAACCGGAAGCCAGCUGUGUCAUCGGCCGCGUAUUAAACCCGCAGCCCCCAAACCACCGCAAGCUCCAGAGUAAAGGAAAGAAGAAGAGACCACCCCACGUCUCCGGCAGUCAGAGAGGCGCGCCCCCGUGCGAGCUGUCAGGCUGCAGCCAGUCCGGCCUGGAUGUCCUGAACCAGAUGAUCCAGGAGGUGGAGAGAGAGCUGGAGACCUACGAGAGGGAGACCGGCCGGGCAGUGUCCUCCGUGCCGCAGCCUCAGGGGCUGAGCGGCUUCACUCUGACCCUGAUCAGCUCGAUAAGGCGGCUGGUGUCAUACCUGAAGGAGAGCGACCGCCGGCUGCGCCAGGAGUCUCUGGAGAGGCAGCGGCUGAAAGACGAGCUCAGUGAACAGCGGCUGCUGAUAGACGCCUUGACCGCCGAAAUUCUCGCUAUAAAAGAUGGCAGCUCAUUGUCCCCGGUAACGUCGGAUCACGUCUAUAGACAUGGAAGUCACUGCCUCAUGUCUGACCACUCGCAGUCAUCUCCUGGAGAUGCCACCAUGAGUCUUCCCGUGGCCAACACAGAACGGGUGAAAGCCCCAGUCGGCUCUGCCCACGCGGUGGGUUUCCUGACAGAACAGGGCUCACCCAAUGUGGACAGGCCUGGAGCGCCCCUCACUGGUCAUGAUGCCACUACACUGAUGACCCCGUCGUUCAGGGAGGCCGCUCCUCUGCUGGACUUUCAGCCCGCUGUCAUGUUGUCUCCUCCCAGACAGGAAACGCGAGCGGAUUUCAGGGACCGGUCCGCAGCGCUCCUCAGCCGCCAUGACACUGUGUCGUCACCAUCCGGUAUAGACCUCCCCUCUCUGGCCCAUGACCCCGAUCCGGCCGCACAGAGUUUACCACGGGGAGACGCACUUGUUGGUCACCACCGCACUGAGGAGCCGGGGAAUGACUGGGUUAACGCCACCACGGCCGACGCCAAUGGUAUUGUGACCCGCAUGGCGGAGCUGUCCUGUCAGAACAACGCACUGAAGGCUCAGCUGGAGCAACUCCGGUAUAAGACGGGCGGAGCUGGCGACUCCACGGACGCUUCACAUGUGACGGCAGAAAAUAAGCAGGAGGCGCCGCCUGCACAAAGUCCAGUGACUCUAGACAUGAGGAUUGCAGAGCUGAACCGGCAGAGCGCAGAGGCCCGGGAUAAACUCCUGAGACUUAUCGAGCAGCAGAAGCAGAGCCUGGUGGUGUCGCCCGCCAUCUCUCCCAUCACGCCACAGCUGGAGGAGCCAGGAAGAAGAGCGCGGCUGAUCGAUGCUGUACUCCCGAUGCCGCAGUUUACCGACUCUUCCAUCGAGGAGACCCCUUCUCCGGGCAGCGGGCGCAGGUCAAGCGCCUCUCAGAGGUCCAAUUCUUCGGUGAGCGGCUCAUCUAGACAACGGGUCAAGGUCAAGGACAAGGAGGAGGGCUGGUUCGCACUUUCCACCCACGUCUUGUAACGCCUCCACCAGAUCAGCGCGGUCGGGGGUCUC
Bufo gargarizans (Asiatic toad) is the source of this 2481-nucleotide messenger RNA. It is a transcript of the gene SPICE1, whose product is annotated as spindle and centriole associated protein 1. Bases 181 to 2448 code for a protein of 755 amino acids. The transcript has 18 exons. Gene Ontology annotation, biological process: regulation of centriole replication; metaphase chromosome alignment; mitotic spindle assembly. Gene Ontology annotation, cellular component: centrosome; spindle; centriole. NCBI's taxonomy places the organism in Eukaryota, Metazoa, Chordata, Amphibia, Anura, Bufonidae. The record is from RefSeq and is a predicted model, not a curated record.